AUGUCAAGGGGCUCCAUCUUCGAAAUCCCUCGCGGGUUGCACAAUUGUUGCCAGUGUGAAGCUUAUGUGAGGUCCAGGUUGGGUGGUAAGGCACAACCUUCCUUGCUCAACUUGAAGCAACUGAGUCACUUGGACCUAAGCAACAACGAUUUCGGGGGAGUUCCAAUUCCAAGCUUCAUUGGUUCUUUCAAGAGCUUAAGAUAUCUUAACCUCUCCUAUGCAGGAUUUGGGGGAGUAAUCCCUCAUCAACUCGGGAACCUCUCGAGUUUGCAAUAUCUUGAUCUUAUUGGAUAUUUCGAGGGACUAAUUCCUCAUCAACUGGGAAAUCUUUCAAGUUUGCGCUAUCUCAAACUUCGUGGUGGUUUUGUUGAGAAUCUCCAAUGGCUUUACGGUCAUUCCUUGCUGCAGCACAUUGAUUUGAGUUAUGUCAACCUUACCAGAGCAUCUGACUGGCUUCAGGUGACAAAUAUGCUCCCUUCUUUGGUAGAGUUAAGCUUGUCUGCUUGCAGUCUUGAUCACUUUCCUGCUCUACCUGCUGUUAAUUUUACUUCUCUUGCAACUCUUGAUCUUUCCUUCAACUACUUUCAAUCUUUUUCGAUCCCUGAUUGGUUGUUGAUUGGUCUCAAAGGCCUUGAUUCUCUUAAUCUUCAGUUCUGUGGUUUGCAUGGGCCGAUUUCGAGUGGUGUUCGAAACAUGACCUUUCUCAGAAAUCUUAUUCUAUCCUAUAAUUUGUUCAAUUCUACCAUACCUGACUGGCUAUAUGGUUUCAGCCAUCUUGAAUACCUUAACUUGUCAUUCAAUGACUUGCAAGGUGUGAUCUCUAGUGCAAUAGGAAACCUUACUUCUCUCACUACCUUGACUUCUCAUUUAAUAAGAACUCAACUUUCUGGCCAUUUUCCUGAUGCCACUCGUCAACUCAGGCAAUCUAAAAAUCUGGAAGCCCUCUUUCUUUCUAGUUGUUUUGUUUUCGAUCAUAUUCCAUUAGCUUUGGGAGAAUUAUUGACCUUGCAAUAUUUAGAUAUUUCUAAUAAUUCUCUUUCUGGUCACAUUCCAAUGUCUUUAGGAAGAUCAUCAUCCUUGAAAUAUUUAUAUCUUUCUGGUAAUAACUUGAGCGGACCCGUUCCUGAAACUCUUGGACAACUUGCAAACCUAGAAGUAUUCUCCAUGUGUGAAAAUUCAUUACAAGGUGUUAUAUCUGAAGUUCACUUUGCCAACCUCACAAGACUAAGAGAAUUCAUUGGAGGGUUUAUUUCCCAUUUCUUAUGUUACAAGAUGGAGCAACCAAAGGAUUUGGAACUUCUUAAUCUCGAGGGGAAUCUUUUAUCAGGAGAAAUUCCCGAUUGUUGGAUGAGCUGGUUUGGUCUUGAAUUCUUGAGUUUAAGAAAUAACAAUCUAACUGAGUUAACAGUUAUGGACUUUGGUGAGAAUAAAUUUUCAGGAAGCAUACCAGCAUGGAUUGGAGAACGACUUGUGAAUCUCAAGAUUCUCAUCCUGCGUUCCAACAAGUUCCACAGCAACAUUCCAAAAGAACUUUGUGCACUCUUUUCGCUUCAAAUCUUGGAUCUUGCAAAUAACAAUUUAUGGGGAAGCAUACCAAAAUGUUUAAUGAAUAUAAGUGCCAUGGGCAUGAAGCUAGACUAA
This is a messenger RNA of Cornus florida, 1641 nucleotides long. Its product is annotated as LRR receptor-like serine/threonine-protein kinase SIK1. NCBI's taxonomy places the organism in Eukaryota, Viridiplantae, Streptophyta, Magnoliopsida, Cornales, Cornaceae. The transcript has 4 exons. The record is from RefSeq and is a predicted model, not a curated record. Bases 1 to 1641 code for a protein of 546 amino acids. Gene Ontology annotation, molecular function: protein binding.